AUGAAUCCAGAAUCGAAACCAAAAUCGUCCGACGAAAAGCCGAAUGAACUGAAAUUCGACGCCACCACCUCCGCCGGAGCCGAAGUUAGUCAACACGGUGGAUAUGCCCCAUAUCCGAAGCUCCAACCGGAUGAUGUCGUGCCGGUCGCCGAUACUUGGAGCCCCGCUUCAUCGGCACCGAUCACCGGGGACCCUCCGCGCUCUACGAUUUCUGAUCAGAUCCCAGGCUAUACUAGCGCCACCACCAUGCCGCCAGAGUCUAAUCCCUAUGUCUCCGCGGGUCCAGCUCCACCUUCUUCCAUGAAAAAUAACUUGGACAAGGUCAAGAAUGUGUUAGGUCAAUGGGGGAAGAAGGCUGCAGAGGCAACUAGGAAGGCGGAGGAUUUGGCCGGAAAUAUGUGGCAGCACUUGAAAAUGGGUCCAAGUGUCGCUGACGCAGCUGUUGGAAGGAUAGCACGGAGUACUAAGGUUUUGGCUGAAGGUGGAUAUGAAAAGGUCUUUCAGAAUUCAUUUGAAAAUAUCCCAGAUGAGAAGCUGCUCAAAUCUUACGGUUGCUACUUGUCUACUUCUGCGGGCCCCGUUGUUGGUGUCCUCUAUGUAUCAACCGCCAAGGUAGCAUUUUGCAGUGAUAAUCCCCUUUCAUACAAAGUCUCUGAGGAGGUCCACUGGAGCUAUUACAAGGUGGUUAUCCCAUUGAAUCAGCUGAAAGCAGUUAAUCCCACAAUAAGCAAACUAAAUCCAGCUGAGAAAUAUAUCCAGAUUAUUUCAGUUGACAAUCAUGAGUUCUGGUUCAUGGGAUUCUUGAACUAUGAUAGUGCUGUGAAAAAUCUGCUUGGGGCGUUACAAGCUCAUCACUCUUCAUAG
Striga hermonthica is the source of this 864-nucleotide messenger RNA. Lineage: Eukaryota; Viridiplantae; Streptophyta; Magnoliopsida; Lamiales; Orobanchaceae. The record is from the annotation of a GenBank genome assembly.